Molecule: messenger RNA, 945 nt
Organism: Penicillium maclennaniae
Lineage: Eukaryota; Fungi; Ascomycota; Eurotiomycetes; Eurotiales; Aspergillaceae
Product: NmrA/HSCARG family protein
Exons: 4
Coding region: 1-945 (314 amino acids)
Source: RefSeq, a predicted model, not a curated record
AUGACGCUUAAAACGAUUACUGUCUUUGGAGCGACGGGGAACCAGGGAGGAUCAGUCUUAAGGUCAUUGCUUGAAAAUCCCGACUUUAAGACACGGGGAAUCACCCGCAAUCCCGAAAGCGCAGCUAGCAAGGCUCUUUCUGCUCGCGGAGUGGAGAUGGUUCAAGCAGAUGGUUUCAAUUUUGAGGAGAUGAUUGCUGCAUUUCGCGGCUCCUGGGGCGCCUUUGUGAACAUCAACUCGGAUGACAAGAUUUUUGCCAACAACACAGGCCCUACCGAAUUUGAUAUGGGCAAAACAAUAGUGGACGCCGCGGCUCACGCGGGAGUUCAACACUUCGUUUUCAGCUCUGGUCCUCCAUGCACCGAAAUGACAGACGGCCGAAUCCAAAUGAAAGCCAUGGAUAUGAAAUACAAAAUCGAGAAAUACGCUCGAGAUCUGGGGACCUUCAAGUCUGUCAACCCCGUCGGUGCUGGCUGGUUCCUUGAGAAUUUCCUGGGGAAGGAGGCUGCACCUGUGGUUCCCUACUGGGGUGGAGAAGAAAACGUGCCUUGGCUAAGCAUUUCCGAUGACUUUGGGGAUAUAGUACAGGGUAUCUUCUUGGACCCGAUGAGGUGGGAUGGCCACUUUGUGCACGGUGUGAGUCACAUUUGCAGCUUUGAACAGAUUGUGGCGGAUUUCCAGGAGGUUUCCGGACAAAAGUCCAGAUUUGUCCCAAUCCUGCCGUCUUGGGAGGCCUUUGAUACACAUGGGAUCCACGAGCUGGAGGAUGUGAAGCUCAUGUUUGGAUUCACUCAGACCACAGGUGGCAAAUACUUUGCAGAUCCAACUGAGUGCCAUACGGCUAGUGAGCUGAAGAAGGCAACGGCCUUGACUUUGGGUUGGUCGGAGAGCAGAUACGAGUUGGUGACUGCGCGUGAGUGGUUUUCAGCCCGCUUUGGAAAGUAG